Postia placenta MAD-698-R-SB12 is the source of this 2214-nucleotide messenger RNA. RefSeq lists its product as hypothetical. Gene Ontology annotation, molecular function: guanyl-nucleotide exchange factor activity. Lineage: Eukaryota; Fungi; Basidiomycota; Agaricomycetes; Polyporales; Adustoporiaceae. The transcript is spliced from 8 exons. Gene Ontology annotation, biological process: positive regulation of GTPase activity. The record is from RefSeq and is a predicted model, not a curated record. Bases 1 to 2214 code for a protein of 737 amino acids. Gene Ontology annotation, cellular component: cytosol.
AUGUCCAAACUCGCCUGCGCAUCGAAGCUAGGCGAUCUCUUGGCGCGUCUGCCACUGAACCAGCCGGACCAGUGGAAAGAAAUCGAGUCGACGGCACAACAGCUGGCUGAUGACCUUCGUGUGAAAGAUGCUGAGCAGCAAACUGUGCUAGGAAAGACCCUCCUACCACAAACGCUCACCUCCCUCCUUAAGAGCGCUAUCAGCGGAGCAACGUCCGCGGUCUCAGGAUGCAAAGCCGCGAUCCACGAAAUUCUCCGCGUUGGAGCCAACCUCUGCAUGGACCACGAUGAGAAUCGAGGUUAUUUGCUUGAAGCGAAUUUCCCCCAGACCGUGGUUUCGCUGCUCGAGAGCUACGCGGAAGCCGCUCAUCCCAAUUGUGCAGAUCCACUUCCCCUCCUUAUUGACGAUCUCAAGGUCGUCAAGACGUCGAUUGGACUGCUCCUGAAUGCCAGUAUCGGCUAUGAGCCUACAAGAUCUCGUUUGAUCUCACUGGAAGCUGCCGUGACCAUUUUAAAAUUGUCUAUGGCGAUAUACCCUCCUGGUUCUUGGCUUACUACACAGCUGGUAUUCGAGGAAUCGUCUGAUUCCGAUGAGAGAUUCCUCCAGCAGUGGAUUCUACGCUCAGGAUUGGCCUCCUGGGCCUGGAGGGCAAUAUCAGAACUCCGUGACGACGACGACACUCCACAAGCACGCCCGCUAUUUGGUGUUGACUCCCUCCCGUACCUCAUCCGCCCCUUGUUAGCAUUUAUUCCACCCUACCCAUCUCCACCGCCGUUGUUUGCUGCGUCUCCCGCCCGCCGGUCCCUGGUCCAGGCGGACUAUGAAGUGCUCGAGGAAGUGUGCGGACUUCUAGAAUCCCUUUGUCUUGAUGUUGAGGAUAUCCGACUAUCGCUGGCUCGCGGGAUGUCAUUUCCUGAUGAACAUGGCGGCAUCCCUUGUCUGACACAUAUGCUAGCAUUCCUGGAUCGCGGUGAUUACCCGCCUUUCUGGUCCUCGGAGUCUUCAGGAGAGCGCUCGACCAUGGAGAAGAGCUUUGACUUCUGCAAGGCUGCGGUUGUCAAGGCGGUUGUCGAGGUCGCCGGUGACGAGAAGAACAUUCACACAUUAUGGGACGAAUCGGAUCCAGCGAAGCCGGGAGGUGCAUUUGUGAACAUCAUGGUGCAGUGGAUCCGGACACACCGGAGCCUGAAGGACACGAAUCGGGACGACCUGAUCAUCUGUGCGACACUCAGUGUGGGCAAUCUUGUGCGACGAGACGCCCACGCCCUAGCACUCGCCCGGCCGCCGAUUGCGAUCGCACCUGAUUUAGCAACCCUCAUUGAGCCCGGCAUUGACAUUAAGGUGACGCAUGGCGUCGUAGGGCUACUGAAGCACCUCGCGCAGUCACAAGGCAACAGGGCAGCUUUGGGUGAGGCGCGCAUCAUAGAGAGACUAGCCACAUCGGGUGUCUGGGGCGAGAAGACAGACAUCGCAGAGCUUGUGCAGGUCUCUGCAAUUGGUAUCGCCAAGCACAUGUGCGCACAGAACGCCGACAACGCGUUGACUUUGGUCUCGCCCGAUGCAUCCUCCGAAUCGCCCCUAGACCAGAUUCUGGCCCUUGUGCGACGAUCAGACUCUACCGCCGUAAAGAGCGAGGGAACGCGGGUGUUGGUCAACGUCGUAAAGUCUCUUUGGUCAAGUGGCGCUCCGACGGACGAAGAGAAGGUGAAGAAGAGACACGAAGCCGUGAAGACUGUCGUGAACGCAGCGUGCACCUCGGCCCUGGCGCAGCUCAUAGGACGGAGCAAGAAGUAUCCGUCGCUGAUCAAUGAAGGUGUUGUCUCACUGUUCUUGCUCAGUACACAUGCGAAUGGCGGCACACUUGUGCUCGACUCCAUCCUGAAUCCAUUGCCGAGUGAAGUCAUUCGACCGUCGCAGUCACAACCUGCAUCUGCAGUUGCCGUGGACUCGCCUGUCGUGGGCCCGCGGAGUGCGCUCGACAUGCUGGUGUCUGUACUCUCCAGCACGGAAAGGACCGUCGCUGCCGAGAUCCGCGCUAACAUCUGCCAGUUGCUCGGGCAGCUGGGUAAGUCAGGUGCGGUGUCCGAAGACAGGGCAGCCGAUGUCGCGAGGAUGAAGGAACGCACACAAAAUCUGCUAGAGAAGGCUGCAAGCAGCCCGGAUGAAAAUGUCCUCAGCGUAUCCGCGAAGCGCGCUCUUGAUGCGUGGGCAUAG